GAUAUAUUUCCAUUGACGAACCGGAAAUGUCUGUGGAGAUGCUUGCUAAAUUGUAACAGAUCAUAACCCGCUUGUAACCGAGUUGUGACAGAAUGUUACAUUUACAGUUCACAACCGAAACAUUGCCUGAAGCGGUGGUCAUCGACUUUCAGAAUUUGAACAAAUUCAGCGAACAGCAGUUUGCCCGGCUGACGGAAAUACUGUAUCAGUUUAUGCUGGAGCCAAAACAGACGGAGAGGUUCCUCACACAGCUGAAUGAGUUUGCUGGCCAGAAUGGCAUGAGCGCUGGUCCCCUGAGGACCCUGGUGAAGAGCAUCCUCCUCCUGCCUCAUGGUGCCCUCAAGAAAAAUCUUACUGCUGACCAAGUAAAAGAAGACCUUCUCAAUCUUGGAGUUGAUGAAGACAAAGCAACACAUUUUUCAAACCAGUGGAAAGCCAAUUACGCUGGGAUCUCCCGAGUGGCUGUUGUACAGACUUUAAUGGUUAAUCAGCUAGUGGACAUGGAAUGGAAGUUUGGGGUGACUGUAGGGACAAGUGAGAUUCAAAAGACCGGGAAUAUCUUUCUACAGCUCAAGCUAAUCAUCAGAAAAGGAAACUCCACAGAAAAUGUCUACAUGGAACUGACACUACCUCAGUUCUACAACUUCCUCCAUGAGAUGGAGAGAGCCAAAUCUGCCAUGGACUGCUUCAGUUGAGGAGCUCUCUGUUUCAACAGAGCCCACAUGUGCCUUUACAAUGGACUCUGGCACAAGAGGAGGGGUCUCCUCAAUCUCACGUGUGUGGGACCAUUUACUUCCGUGCUAGGCUCUAGCAUUUCAACCUUUUCAUUAUGUGAGAUCAAGUUUGUUUGCAUAUAUCUAUGUCUGUCUUGUGAAUGCUUUAAUGCUGUAUCUUCAUAACAAAUAACCUGUAAAUGUUGGGCUGUGCCUUGUGAGAUAAAUUAUUCUCAUGUAAAUAAUUACUGUAAAAAUAUUAUUGAUUAUUAUUGUUCACACGAUCUAUGGCAAUGUUACACUUUAUAGACAGCUAAUUAAAUGAGCAAUUCUUUAA
Engraulis encrasicolus (European anchovy) is the source of this 1050-nucleotide messenger RNA. RefSeq names its product COMM domain containing 7 (gene commd7). Gene Ontology annotation, molecular function: NF-kappaB binding. The record is from RefSeq and is a predicted model, not a curated record. Gene Ontology annotation, biological process: negative regulation of DNA-templated transcription; tumor necrosis factor-mediated signaling pathway. Lineage: Eukaryota; Metazoa; Chordata; Actinopteri; Clupeiformes; Engraulidae. The transcript is spliced from 9 exons. Bases 93 to 695 code for a protein of 200 amino acids.